GCACCUUAAGAAAACUUGGAAUGAGUAGUGGCCGAAGGGCCUUUAUAUAGUACUGAAUAUUGGUUCUUCGUUCGUGGGCCGACAAUCGAGUAUAAUCAGGCGAUCACGACAACCAAUCAUUUUGCUUGAUUCCCAACGAGGUAAUCGUCGAUGUAACCAAUAGCAGCUACACAAAUAUUGGUUACUUUUGCUUAAUUUGUAUGUGGAAACUGGAGGGAUGGCAGCGCGCGGGCGAGCAGGGUUGAGAGACGAAGAACUUGUGGAUUUGCUUAAUGAAUCAGAGCUAGAAAUUGCAAGUGAUGACGAAGAUGCUGAUUACACGCUGCCUGUAUCGAAGGAAUCACGCGCAUCUUCUGAAGACUCAGUCGAAGAAGAUCAAGAAACUUCUGAAGAAGAAGACGAUUAUCAAAAUUUGUCAGUAGCCAGACAAGUACGUGGUAGCGCCCAAACUCGAGGCAUAUCAUCUAGCCGUGCCCGUUGGCAGAGUAAUGCUCGGGGAAGACCUCGUUUUCGAGGUCGUGUGCGUACGCGUGGUGGGGCUCGAGGUGUAGCACGACCAAGUACGGUUCCAUCUUGGUCCCGCAGAAGGUUUGAUGUUCCAUUACCUAAUUUAUCACAGCCAUCGUAUUUGCCUUCUAUUAUUCAAGAUAGUUCUGAUUUAUUGGAAUAUUUUCAAGAGUACAUUGAUGAUGAUUUAUUACAAUUAAUUGUUGAAAAGUCAAACCAAAAUGAACUUUUUCGAAGAGGAAAGUUAUUGCAUCUGACUAUAGAAGAGUUAAAAACAUUUUUAGGUAUUACUAUGCUUAUGGCUUGCAUUAACUACCCACAGAUAAAAAUGUACUGGAACCACAAAUAUGCAAUGGCUAUCAUUACUGAAGCCAUGUCCCGCGAUCGCUACAUUCACCUGCGAAAUUCUAUAAAAAUUGUUUUCGAUCUUGACAUAACACCUGAAAUGCGAGGAAACGACAAAUUGUGGAAGGUUCGGCCUCUGAUUAAUCGAGUAUUGCAAGGAUGUUACGCUCAAGAACGAAACCAAAAGAUUUCCAUCGAUGAAAUGAUGAUACCAUUUACCGGCUCGUGCGCGAUAAGACAAUAUUGUCCAGGGAAACCCCACCCCACGGGAUUGAAGGCAUUCGUCCUUGCGAAUCCCAAUGGCUUGGUCUGUGAUAUUUUGGUUUACCAGGGAAAAAGUACGUUAUCUGAGUCGGAGUUUUCUCUUGGAGAGAGUAUGGUUUUAAAAUUAACUGACACAUUAGUGCCAGGACACGUCAUUUAUUGUGAUAGAUAUUUCACGAGUAUAAAACUCAUAGAAGAACUGAAUCUAAGAGGAUUUAAAUGUGCCGGUACAAUAAUGAAAAAUCGCAUACCUAGGUACCUACGAGGAGAUUUAGAAAGCGACAAAUGCUUGUCUCGCAGAGGUAGAGGAAGCUUCGAUGUUUUAGUGCGUGAAGGCGGAGAUAUUGCCAUAACUAAAUGGUAUGAUAAUAAACCUGUAAAUCUUCUAUCAAGCAUUCAUGCGGCAAACAAGACAGACGAGUGUAGAAGAUAUGAUAGAAAAUUAAAAAACUAUGUAAUGGUACAAAGGCCAGAAGUGGUGAAAGAGUACAACUCCAAUAUGGGGGGCGUAGACCUCACUGAUAGAUUUCUUUCUGUCUGUCCAGCACGAUCGCGUACUCGCAAGUGGACAGUACGAUUUAUAAAUCACAUGUUUGAUCUUGCAGUAGUGAAUGCAUGGAUCAAAUAUAAAAUUAUUAACAAGGAAGAAGGAAAACCUAUUAACAAAAUACUAAAACUCAGAGAGUUUAAGCAAGAAAUAGGAGAAAGACUGAUACUAGAAAAUAUUUAUAGGAUGGAAGAAGAUGCAAAUGAAAAUGUGGCAGAAGUGGAAACUAGGAAACGAGGAAGACCUUCUAUUGUACCCCUUCCUCCAGUAGCUAAACGCUUUCAUGGUGCGAACCAUUUGCCUGAUAUGGGCUCUAAACAGAAGCGAUGCCGAAAUGAAGGAUGCAGGAAGAAGACAACUGUAAUUUGCAUAAAUUGUAAUAUGCCACUGUGUCUGACACCGACCCGAAAUUGUUUUGUUGAUUUUCAUAGUUCCGAGUGA
Molecule: messenger RNA, 2104 nt
Organism: Hyposmocoma kahamanoa
Lineage: Eukaryota; Metazoa; Arthropoda; Insecta; Lepidoptera; Cosmopterigidae
Product: piggyBac transposable element-derived protein 3-like
Exons: 2
Coding region: 218-2104 (628 amino acids)
Source: RefSeq, a predicted model, not a curated record